Drosophila suzukii is the source of this 852-nucleotide messenger RNA. The record is from RefSeq and is a predicted model, not a curated record. Lineage: Eukaryota; Metazoa; Arthropoda; Insecta; Diptera; Drosophilidae.
AUGCCGACUCAGCGCGGCAACAUGCGCCGGGCGCUGACCUACCUGCCCGCCGCACCCCGUGCCGAGUCAGCACAACGACAUCCGCUGGCCUGGCUCGGGAACGCUGUCCGCUCACCGUGCAAGUGGAGAACGGUGAGAACUGCAAGGUCGGCAAAACUUCAGCCGGCCGCUGACGUUGACGCCGACGUCGACGCCGGGACCGGACUCACCUGGGCUCUGGCAGUUUUUCGUAAAGAUAGAGACUUCGGCAGAAUUCAGUCCGAGAGAGGUGGUGGAUUCAUCGUGGCUGUUAGCCGUACAUUCUGUUGCACUGUAAUUCGACUCCUUAAUGAUGACUCGCUUCUGGACCAGUUGGCGUUGACGGUUUCUGGCUCAUCCGGGAAGAUAUCGAUUGUGGCUUCCUAUGUUCCACCUGGCUGGAUUACUCACAUUGUACUACAACAAAGUCAAAUGGCUGGUCAGGAUGCCGAGCUGGGCAAUUUGGCAUUCACACACUUGGCUGGGAGACAUCUAUCGAGGAUAGGAGAAAGACUUCCUGGAGCUGUUGUAAGCCUACAUGAGUAGUCAGAGUUAAGAGUGAUCGGCCAUACAUGGCUAAGUCCUCGAAAUAUGUUUGUAAUACACCGGAAAUGAAUUGAAAAAAAACAACUUAGCCAAAUUUAAAGUUCCUCUCAAUGUCGCCGCAAGUUCCACAUCGCUUGCGUUGAUGUGCCGAAAGAUGGAAUCAAACUUAUAACAACUAAGCCCAAUCUUCAGUGUCAUUGCGACAGUUGCGUUGUGUAAAAUGACUCGCAUUCCAAAACAAUUGAAAUUUUGAAAGAUCUUUGUGAACUCAAAAGUCUUUAUUAAACA